Messenger RNA from Calliphora vicina (urban bluebottle blowfly), 1982 nucleotides. RefSeq names its product zinc finger protein 2-like. Gene Ontology annotation, biological process: regulation of transcription by RNA polymerase II. Gene Ontology annotation, cellular component: nucleus. Gene Ontology annotation, molecular function: DNA-binding transcription activator activity, RNA polymerase II-specific; zinc ion binding; RNA polymerase II cis-regulatory region sequence-specific DNA binding. Bases 364 to 1830 code for a protein of 488 amino acids. The transcript is spliced from 5 exons. NCBI's taxonomy places the organism in Eukaryota, Metazoa, Arthropoda, Insecta, Diptera, Calliphoridae. The record is from RefSeq and is a predicted model, not a curated record.
AGUUAAAAUACUUUGCAUUUCCUUCGGGCGUAUGCAUGAAUGAAAUCAUUACCUCAUAUCCCAUACAAAAUGUCUAGCGAACUAUGCAUAUAGUUUUGUUAAAAAUAGUCGAGAUUUCAACCGUGAACGUGGCCCCUUCCACACAAAAUAUUUAUAUUGGGAUAUCUGGAGAAAUAUACUCGCAAGAGUCCACAAUUUUGUACAAAUCACUUUUUUUUGUGUAAAUUUUCGUUUCCUCAACCGGAUUAGAAGAAUAUAGAACCAAAUUUGGUAGGAAACCACCAAAAUAGCAACGAUGAGCUCAAUACAUUUUUUUAAAAAUAAUUAUAAUAAUUUGUUAUGAAAAUCUUUAAAUAGGUGAGGAUGGAUUCCCGGAAAAUAAAUGAAAAUUUGUGUAUUAUUUGUCUGGGUGACAAUGUGAUCUUAGACUGGAAUGAAAACGUUGCCGAAUUAUGUAAUAUGAGCUACAAAGAUUGCUACUACAAAUAUACAAAGCUGCAGCCAAGCACAUUGGAUUCUUUUCCGUCAAAUUUAUGUAAAAUAUGUUCAAAUGGACUUAGAAAUGCUCAUUUAUUAUUUGAAAAAGCAUUAGAAUCUUUUAAAUUUCUUCAAGAGGCACUGACAAAUAAAGAAGAAUUCGACAUGGAAAUAAAUACGAGUCAAGAUACAAUGAACUUCGAAAUUAAGAUUUUGGAUGUUUGUCAGUCAAAUGAUUUAAUUGAAGAAGAAUCUCUCACAGAUGAUAAGGCAUUAAUAGAUAUUGAAGAUGAAAUAAUGUGUCCCACAAAUGCUUACGAUAAUGUUGUACGUAUAGAAAAUGCAAUAGAUGAUAGUAUUUCUAAGGAAAUACCUAUACAUGAAGAUGAAAUAAUAAUUGAAAAUGUUGACAUUACUCCAAUAGCAAUUAGCGAACCUUCGACCGAGGUAUUAUUGGAACAGGAUCUAGGUCAAAGUUCUGAUACAAAACCUACCACCACCUCAACUACGGUUAAAUAUGCAAUAGAUGAUAGUAUUUCUAAGGAAAUGCCUAUACAUGAAGAUGAAAUAAUAAUUGAAAAUGCUGACAUUACUCCAAUAGCAAUUAGCGAACCUUCGACCGAGGUAUUAUUGGAACAGGAACUAGGUCAAAGUUCUGAUACAAAACCUACUACCUCCUCAACUACGGUUAAAGUCAGAAAAAUUAAGUACUAUUUGUGUGCAAUUUGCUCUUUAAAAGUCAACAAUAAAACAACGCUGAGAACUCACGAAGCCACACACAGUGAAAAUAGAAAACGAACUGAAACUUGUCCCAAAUGUGGGAUUAAACUAUAUACGAAAAUGGCCUUAAAAAGUCACAUGGAAACACAUGAAGAGAAUCGGCAAAAAAAAUACAAAUGUGAAUUUUGUGAUAAAGCAUUCUUCAAUCGGGGAGCACUUAAUGUUCAUAGGCGUAUACAUCUUGGUCAGAUGGUGCCAUGCCGACUAUGCCCAAAAGAAUUUUUCCGACGAGUUGAUUUAGACAGACAUUUGGAGAGACACUCAGCAGCCCAUCUCCAAAAAAAAGGUGGACAGUCGAAGUACACAGUGCAAUGUCAAUAUUGUAAUAAGACGGUUGCCUCUACAAAGUGGAGGGCACAUAAAGCUGUUCACAUCGGUGAACCUGAAGUGAAAUGUAAAAUUUGUGAUAAGGAUUUCUUUUCCAGGCACAAUGUCGUCCGACAUUUAAAUAAAGUACAUCAGAAAGUCAAAGAUGAAUAUGAGGAAUUCAUUUAUUACUAUGCUAAUUGUGUUACACGUAUGUCUCAUUUAAUGAUAAAACAACAAGAAAUAGUACAACAAGUUACUGACUAAAUGUUCGAAUUCAUGUACAAGCAUCAAAACAUGAUAAUAUGAAUAUUUAUUGGAAUAUGAAACAAAUAUUUAAUCAAUGAAUAAGUUUUUUUUUGUGAAAUCAAUCAAUGAAAUUAAUACAUUGUUUAAAAAGUUAUCUUUUCUUUUUAAAG